Molecule: messenger RNA, 2550 nt
Organism: Opisthorchis viverrini
Lineage: Eukaryota; Metazoa; Platyhelminthes; Trematoda; Opisthorchiida; Opisthorchiidae
Exons: 7
Biological process (GO): nucleotide catabolic process
Molecular function (GO): hydrolase activity
Source: RefSeq, a predicted model, not a curated record
CUGCGACGGUGCCAUUUACCUUUUGGAGCCAAAUUACUGUCUGAUCCAAGCUAAUUUCGAUCGUAGACUGUCAGUUGAUGUUAACCAGCGACGCUUAUUCAGUCAACCACUAGACGUGACAGCCGACAAUGAGCGUAGCAACAACUCAUGUGCUAACACACCCACUUACACGCAAACGGACCUACAUAUAGAGAAACCGAACACAGUCGACACACAGACUCGCGCGCGCAGGGAUUUAACCGCUCUCCACAGUCCACGGACAAAUAUGGAAUACAGCGAGUUAAAAAAGGAACUUAUCGUCUGUGAGAGUUCCUUCGUGAAAGUCCGGACGGCGGGAACGUGCUUUCUCCGCAGUACGGCUGCUACACGUAUUCCAUAUUUGUCCGUGGACUGUGGAGAGCGGUUAAAUCCCUGCGCGCGCGAGUCUGUGUGUCGACUGUGUUCGGUUUCUCUAUAUGUAGGUCCGUUUGCGUGUAAGUGGCUGUCUGAUAUGGGUAGUAAAGAUAAUGUGCAGUUGCAUAUCUUACAUUUCAAUGAUGUUUAUAACGUGGAGGGACAGUCCACGGAACCGGUAGCUGGUGCAGCGCGAUUUCACAGUGCCCUGAAGGCACAUGGAGCAGAAGAUAAGAGCAUCGUACUCUUCUCCGGAGAUGCACUUAGUCCGUCAAUGAUAAGCAGCAUCACACAAGGGCGACAUGUUCCCCCCAUUUUGAAUGACCUAUUUGUUAGAUGCGCAGUCUUAGGAAACCACGACUUGGAUUUUGGCUUGGAUAUACUCUGUGAGUGUAUAGAGGAGUCGAACUUUCCUUGGUUGAAUACAAACGUUCUUGAUCGCGACACAAACUCCCCGUUGGCGGGAUUGCCAACAUAUCACAUCAUCGAACAUGCGGGGCUGCGCAUUGGACUAAUAGGACUACUUGAAGAGGAGUGGGUGGCGACACUAUCCUGCGUCGAUGCUGAGGAUCUGGAGGUUUUAGAUAUCUGUGAAGCUGCACGAUCCUGGACACAAAAACUGAAACAGCCUGGCCCCGAAUCGUGUGAUUUGGUGAUUGCGUUGACUCAUAUGCGCUGGCCCAAUGAUCGAAAGUUGGCAGCCGGUGUCCCGGAAAUAGACUUGAUUUUAGGAGGUCACGAUCAUGAUUACGUAACUGAGUGGUUGGAUGAACCUGGAAAACCUGUUCGCACAAGGGCGAUUCUGAAAAGCGGCACAGACUAUCGGAGUUUUUCUCACAUAAGACUGACAUUCGACAAACAGGCCAAAAUUGUUUCAGAACUGACUGUUGAGGAAGUUAUAGUGGAUAGCCGUUGGGAAAUAAAUGAAAAGAUUUUGUGCUACGUCAAAACGCAGACAGAAAGGCUGGAGAAGAAGAUGGAGUUAAGCCUUGGUCGUGUUGAAGUCCCUUUGGAUGCGCGUUUUUCUUCUAUUCGAACUAAGGAAACAAAUGUUGGCAAUUUUGUUUCCGACAUUGUUCUGACUGGGGUGGAUGCAGAAGUAGCAAUCAUCAACUCAGGGACGUUGCGUGCUGAUCGAAUAAUUGAGGCCGGAACAUUCCGUUUGAGAGAUCUCAUUAAUCUGCUUCCCAUGUUGGAUCCCAUGGUUGUGUUGCAAGCAACUGGGAAACAAAUUUACGAGGCCCUGGAAAACGGUGUUUCGCAGUAUCCUAAACACGAAGGCCGCUUCCCCAUUGUUUCUGGCGUCCGUUUUGCCUUCGAUCCAAGGAAGCCUCCAGGCAGUCGCAUACCUUUAUCCAGUGUCACUAUUCAAAACAAACCUUUGAACUUGAAAGCGAAACACAAGUUAUGCGUGAAGCACUAUAUGGCUAAUGGAAGGGACGGUUAUGAUAUGCUCAGGGAGUGUCCGGUUUUGGUGGAUGACGAAGAUGGGCCAAUCUUAAGCACGUUGAUCCAGAACUAUUUCAGAACCAUUCAGGUGCUCAAAGGGUUUGAAAAGGCACGAACAAGACAUAGACAAAGCAUUGUUUCCAUAGUCGAGCGACACCACUUAGUUGAUGAACUGCUGGGUCAGACCAAGUCGCAAGGGACCAAAGAUGUCAGACAUUACUGGAACAAAGCACGCCAUAUUUUGAUUGAGAAUCAUGAAAUGCAUAGUGCGAACGCGAUAGCACCCAUGGUGGACGGACGAAUAGAAAAUUUGGAGGAAACUGAGGCCAUAAAAUUAUAGACAUUUUGGCCGUCUGAAAUCAGUCUUUCGUGUACAUCCUUCAUCUGUGUUCCAUCUAGCAAUUUCCAAACUACUAUUCACGCCGAUACACUGCACUCCUAUUUUGCAUUUUUACGCUCAUUCUCCUCGAUUAUUUUUACAACAAUCUAAAUUGAUUUUUGGAUGCUGGUUGUUCGUGUUUAUUUUCUCAAUGUACAAUUCAGUUUGCUGAUGGUCCCAAGCAAUCCUUUUUUGUUGAAGGUUUCAGAUAGUUUUAUCUCUCCACAUCGAGUCAGACGAUCUAUGCAUCCCAGUAAAGUCGAGCAAACCAGAAUGCAGAGAGAUGGCUAUUCGUGACUAUAGAAAUUCAGAAUCAAAGUAGACCUUUG